Pelodiscus sinensis (Chinese soft-shelled turtle) is the source of this 2020-nucleotide messenger RNA. It is a transcript of the gene NEU3, whose product is annotated as neuraminidase 3. Gene Ontology annotation, molecular function: exo-alpha-sialidase activity. Gene Ontology annotation, biological process: oligosaccharide catabolic process; ganglioside catabolic process. Gene Ontology annotation, cellular component: membrane; cytoplasm; intracellular membrane-bounded organelle. The record is from RefSeq and is a predicted model, not a curated record. Lineage: Eukaryota; Metazoa; Chordata; Testudines; Trionychidae.
CGCGUCUGCGGGCGGGUCUCCGCUCAGCUGUUCGUUCCCGCCUCCCCUUGCAGCCUGGGGCUCUGCGGGGGGGCCGAGCGAUGCUGCCUGCAGCCCCAUAAGGGACUCGGGAGCUGCCCGGCUGCUCCGGGGCGAAGGGCUCGAGUCGGGUUUCAGCUUCUGCCUUCACCUCUCUGGUUGUUUUCAGGCUCCUGGGUCUAGUCUGCACCGUCGGGAAGAGCAGGAAGCCCGGACGGGGGUGAGACCGCAGCCGGCACCAUCUGGCUGAGAGCGGGUUUCCUGUGGCCCAGAGCCGCUCCGCAGCGGUGUGGUGUUAACCCUUUGGAUCCCUUGUCUGUCUUGGCGGAGGCUUCUGAGACAUUGAGUGAUCAUGGUGGAGGCUUCAGUGAGCACUGGGAAGGUGACUCUCUUCAGCCAGGAUCUGAAGAGCAGGAGCACCUAUCGGGUCCCUGCACUGCUCUAUAUCCCCACAGAUACGCUCCUGGCGUUUGCGGAGAAGCGCUCUUCUACCAGGGAUGAAGACGCUGAGUACCUGGUGCUGAGACGAGGUCGGAAGACAGGAGCUUCGAUCGAGUGGGAGCCUGCAGAGCCCUUGAAGAGCGCAGUGUUAAAAGGUUACCGCACAAUGAACCCCUGCCCAGUGUACGAGUGGAAGAGCCAGACUGUCUUUCUGUUCUUCAUCUGCGUGAGGCAGCAUGUCUCGGAGCAAUGGCAGAUCUACACCGGGCGGAACGCUGCCCGGCUAUGCUACAUCUGCAGCAGAGACUCUGGCCAGACCUGGAGCUCGUUAAUAGACUUAACAAAGAAGGUGCUAGAGGACGACUUGAAGGACUGGGCCACGUUUGCGGUGGGACCAGGUCAUGGUGUGCAGCUCAGCUCUGGGCGGCUGGUGAUCCCAGCUUACGCCUACCACAUCACUGCCCGCUGCUGCAGCUUUCCGCUGCCCUGCUACACCCAGCCCCGGUCCUUGGUCUUCUAUAGUGAUAAUGAAGGGCAGGACUGGCAUAAAGGUGAGCUGAUGAAGAGAAUGAAGACUGUGGAAUGCGAGGUGGCUGAGAUAGUGUGCCAGGCCUGCGACCCUGUGCUCUACUGCAGUGCCCGCACUCCGCACCGGUGCCGGGCAGUGGCGCUCAGCACAGACCAGGGGCUGACCUUCGAGACCCCCUCUGCAUGCAAUCAGCUGUAUGAGCCCCCUCAUGGAUGCCAGGGGAGUGUGGUGAGCUUCAUCCCGACACUGGAGCUUCUGAAGGUGGAUGAGUCAGAAGAGUCAGCUGCCUCAGACCAGGAGAAGUCCAGUCUGAUGAACCAUGGGAAUGACACCUCCGCCACCCACACAAGUGCCGUGUCGUGGCUGCUUUACUCCCACCCGACGGAUAAACACAAGCGGGUCAACCUGGGCAUCUACCUCAAUUGCUCCCCAUUGGAGGAGGACAAGUGGAAAGCCCCCUGGAUUCUGUACAAAGGGCCGUGCGGCUACUCGGACCUGGCCGUGUGCCAGGAGGCACCGCUCUUGUUUGGCUGCCUGUUUGAGUGCGGGAUGGCUCACGGGUGUGAGGAAAUUGCCUUCCAGCUCUUUACUGCUGAGGAGCUCCAGAAGGGCAGAGGCUCCCCCUACUCCUUGGAGCAGCAGCCCAAAGCAAAGCUAAAAGUCAUCUAACGGCAUCUGGGAAGGGAGAGUCCUCCUUUCUCCCCAAGAACCCCAGCCCCAUGAGGCCUGCAGUUCUGCAAGCUGCCUCUUCUUUCGUGUAUCUCUAGUUUGGGUACCUAGGGCCUGCCUUGCGGAGGAGCUAAACAUCUGCCUCUUCCUGUGGCUGGCGGGCCCUGGGCAUGCCAGGCUUGUUGCAUAUGUGCAUGUAUAUAUCUGUUAUAUGUUCUUGGAGUGGAUGCAAUAGUGUGUUUGAGAAGAGCACGUGUAUUGUGUUGGCAGCUGUCAUGAUCAUGAGGGCUAGCCAGCAGCCUGGGAACUAAGGGGUUAUCCUUACCUAAGCCAGGUGGAGUGGCCAAUUGAAAUUCCUACCUA